Messenger RNA from Saccharomyces paradoxus, 459 nucleotides. It is a transcript of the gene MF(ALPHA)1, whose product is annotated as Mf(Alpha)1p. Gene Ontology annotation, molecular function: mating pheromone activity. Gene Ontology annotation, biological process: sexual reproduction; mating. The transcript has a single exon. NCBI's taxonomy places the organism in Eukaryota, Fungi, Ascomycota, Saccharomycetes, Saccharomycetales, Saccharomycetaceae. Gene Ontology annotation, cellular component: extracellular region. Bases 1 to 459 code for a protein of 152 amino acids. The record is from RefSeq and is a predicted model, not a curated record.
AUGAGAUUUUGUUCGGUUUUUACUGCAUUUUCAUUUGCAGCUUCCUCCGCUUUAGCUGCUCCAGUUAAUACCACCACUGAAGACGAAAUGGCUCAAAUUCCGGCUGAAGCCAUCAUUGGUUACUUGGAUUUAGAAGGCGAUUUUGAUGUUGCUGUUUUGCCAUUUUCCAACAGCACAAAUAACGGCUUAUUGUUCAUAAAUACUACUAUUGCUAACAUUGCUGCUGAAGAAGAAGGGGUGACUUUAAACAAAAGAGAGGCUGAUGCUUGGCACUGGUUGCAAUUGAAACCUGGUCAACCAAUGUACAAGAGAGAAGCCGAAGCUGAAGCCAAUGCUGAAGCUUGGCACUGGUUGCAAUUAAAACCUGGACAACCAAUGUACAAGAGAGAAGCUGAAGCCGAAGCCGAAGCUGAAGCUUGGCACUGGUUGCAAUUAAAACCUGGACAACCAAUGUACUAG